AUGAGUCUAUUCCAGAGGUUGAUACGACUGAGAAGAGGUACUCCAAAUCUAACAGCAAUCAACUACACUCCCGAACAUGCCGCUCUGGCAAAGACCAUCGUACGUCGACGAAAGAUAUUUCGAGCUCUUUCAUCUCGAGUAUCACUCAUAAGACUCAUACUUGCUACUGUGGGUGUACUAUGGAUCCUCGCGUUACCUUAUGAAGGAUUAUGGAAGAGGACAUAUGUUGAUGAAAAUGCUUUACAACCCGGUCAAGUCAAUACGUAUUGGGAUUGGGGAGAUGUACAUCGAGCUGAUAUAUACCUGGGAGAGCUGGAAAAGUUGAGGGAUAAGAAUGCUUCAUUUGCCCAAUAUUCCGAAUAUUUCAUGUCAACACUCUCCUCCUCUGGCCUUCACACAUCCUCACUCUCCACAUCAACCUACUCUCUCCUCUCCCCUCCCCGUUCCUCAGGAUUAGAAACGAUCCUCCUUUCUGCCCCUCUCAUCUCCCAUCUUCAAACCCCAAACCUUCGAGGAAUCUCCAUCCUUCUAUCUCUCGCUCAUUUCUUACGAGGACAACCUCAGUGGGCGUUCGAUUUCCUCUUCAUCUUCCCUUCUGGUCAUAUGGAAGGUUUAGAAGAUUUCAUGAAAUCAUACGAUCUUCUUUUCCCCGGUCGGAUUUGGACAUCGCUGAAUAUCGAUUAUCCUGGUCAUAGUUUCAGUCAUUUGGGGAUAUUUUACGAAGGUAUCAAUGGGAGAUUACCUAAUCAAGAUUUGAUCAAUACUGUUCAACAUAUUGCUAGAUGGACUGGAGGUGUUCCUAUGAGGGUUCAUGAUGUUGUUGAUGAGGCUGAUGGAAUGUGGGAGAGAUGGAAAAUAGGAUUUAAGGGGUUAUGGGAACAUGGAAAAUUCACCGCUUUGGGUAGAGCUAGUGGUGCACAUGGAGUUUUGGCCAGACAUCGUAUAGACGCUCUAACACUAUAUUGUCCCCCAUCAUCAUCACCACAUGGAUUCCACACUCUUGGUAAAAUAAUCGAAAGCACACUACGAUCAUUAUCAAACCUACUCGAAAGACCACACGCAUCUUAUUUCUUUUACUUAAUCCCACGUCCAUCAUAUUUUAUUCCAGUAGGGAAUUACCUUCCUUCCAUCGUUUUACUCGGUGCUUCACUCACUAUCGGUGGUUUAUCUUGUCCUAGACCAUUAGAAGGGUUUUUAUGGUUGAUCAUACCUCAUUUAAUUGGGUUGAUAUCAUGGAUGAUAGAAUUACCGGAAUUCAGUUUAAUAGCAUUAAAAAGUAUGGAAAAUAUGUCUUUACUCUUAUACGGUGCUUUAAUCCCUACGUUAGGUAUGGUCAAUUUCCCUCAAUCUGUAUUAUUGACAUUACUUGUAUACAUCAAUCUUGUCCCACGCGGUUGGGUCAGAUUGAUGUUAUUAGGUUUCAACCCAGCUUGGGUGAGAAUGUUUUUGCGUCAUGGGAUAGAUUUGAAGGAUGAAUGGGAAAGAUAUGGGAAUAUCACUUGGGUCGGAGUUUAUAUGGUUUGGAUACCUUUAUGGUGUUGUUCUGCCAUGUUGAGGGAAACACCGUUUUAG
Molecule: messenger RNA, 1572 nt
Organism: Tremella mesenterica DSM 1558
Lineage: Eukaryota; Fungi; Basidiomycota; Tremellomycetes; Tremellales; Tremellaceae
Exons: 6
Coding region: 1-1572 (523 amino acids)
Biological process (GO): attachment of GPI anchor to protein
Cellular component (GO): membrane; GPI-anchor transamidase complex
Source: RefSeq, a predicted model, not a curated record